Messenger RNA from Trichoplax adhaerens, 705 nucleotides. RefSeq lists its product as uncharacterized. NCBI's taxonomy places the organism in Eukaryota, Metazoa, Placozoa, Uniplacotomia, Trichoplacea, Trichoplacidae. The transcript has a single exon. The record is from RefSeq and is a predicted model, not a curated record. Gene Ontology annotation, molecular function: protein dimerization activity. Bases 1 to 705 code for a protein of 234 amino acids.
AUGUCUGAGGUCUCUAGUUUUGAGGACGAAUUCGAAAAUCAAGAUCUCUUGAAUUUAUUGGAUGAUAUUGCAAGUUGUGGCGACGAAUUUGGCCGAUUGGAAAGUCCACUAACUCUAGACAGUCCUUUCUAUGCCAGUCAACAUCCACCAUCACUGCAAAAUUGGCUACCCUUAAAUAAACCUCUUGAUAUCAAGUCGUUAAAGAAAAAAGUAGUCUCAACUACUUCUGCUAUGAAAAGGAAACGAUAUGACAAAGAUAGCGAAACAAGACAAGAUAGGAAUCAUAGCAAGAAGAAGAAGAAAAAUGCAAUCUCAACUGUACGCCGAACAAGAGCUAACGAACGAGAGCGCAAUCGAAUGCAUAACUUGAACGAUGCAUAUGAAGAACUGCGUAAAGUUGUCCCCCACUAUCCUGCGGAUAGAAAAUUAUCCAAGAUUGAAACAUUAAUAUUAGCACAAAAUUAUAUUUUAUCUCUAUCCGAUUUAUUAUUACAGCGCACAUCAGCCGAUUAUCAACAAAAAAUUAAUAAAGAAUUUUGCUCACAACCUUAUUCGCCAUCAUCAACACCUAUCGCGACUACGACUAGCAAUAGUCGUGACAGUGAUGACGAUUCCUCAUUAAGCUCACCGUUAGAUUUUAAUGAUGACCCCGUAUCUCCAUUUGAUAAUGGUAUAGACAUGGAAAUGAACGUUGUUGCUUUUUAA